Chara braunii is the source of this 799-nucleotide messenger RNA. Lineage: Eukaryota; Viridiplantae; Streptophyta; Charophyceae; Charales; Characeae. The record is from the annotation of a GenBank genome assembly.
GUGGACAACCUCUCGGCAGCCAUCGCCACUCCAGUGUGUCGAGCAGGGCACGACAACCACAGGCUGACGGCGGCAGAGAUGGAGCAGAGGCUGCUGCGAACUGUCUGUCCGAUUACAGAGACGGCCGGGCGGCUGCUGCUGCUGCUUGUCCUGCUGCUGAUCCUGCAGUUGGCCUGCCCCGGCCAGGUAUCUGCCCUUCAGCCGCCACCUGGGUCAGUGAAGAUUAACGACUUCGACUACGCAGGCAGCGGGUGUCCUCCCGGGAGUGUCGAACUCGUUAUGUCCGACGAUGGGAAUGCGAUGACACUGAAGUUCACCAAGCACCUUGCUACGACGUACAAGAGCGCGGUGCAUCGGAAAAGGACGUGCACAGCGUCCGUAGGCCUCAGUUACCCUGCGGAAUUUGCCAUAGGGGUGGGGUCAGUCAGUGUCAGAGGGUACGCAAAGCUCGAUGGAGGCGUGUCUGGGUCGAUUAAGGCGCCGUAUUACUUCUCCGGGCAGAGAGGGAUGGCUAGCAGCAAACGCGUCAUCAAGGGACCUUUCAACAACAACUUCGAAUACUCCGACAGCUUCGGACCGGUGUACAGCGCGUGCGGCACAGAGCCGAAGUUGUCUAUCGUCACGGAAAUCAAGGUGAACCCAGGCAGGGCGGCCAAGGGAGGGGGAUUUAUUCGAGUGGAAUCCACGCCCCAGAUCUUGGAUCUCGUCUGGAAGCGAUGCUAAGAAGGACAGCCCCUGCCAUCUUCCCCCGAAUAGAAAGCAUGGGGCGUUAUAGCUGUGUUUGGGGCAAUAUCCCGUG